Molecule: messenger RNA, 2299 nt
Organism: Homo sapiens (human)
Lineage: Eukaryota; Metazoa; Chordata; Mammalia; Primates; Hominidae
Gene: TUBB6
Product: tubulin beta 6 class V
Exons: 5
Coding region: 958-1860 (300 amino acids)
Biological process (GO): microtubule-based process
Cellular component (GO): microtubule; cytoskeleton
Molecular function (GO): GTP binding; GTPase activity; structural constituent of cytoskeleton
Source: RefSeq, marked validated
AGUUGCCGCUGUCGUCCGCAGAGCCAGUUCCUAGCGCAGAGCCGCGCCCGCCAUGAGGGAGAUCGUGCACAUCCAGGCGGGCCAGUGCGGGAACCAGAUCGGCACCAAGUUUUGGGAAGUGAUCAGCGAUGAGCACGGCAUCGACCCGGCCGGAGGCUACGUGGGAGACUCGGCGCUGCAGCUGGAGAGAAUCAACGUCUACUACAAUGAGUCAUCGUCUCAGAAAUAUGUGCCCAGGGCCGCCCUGGUGGACUUAGAGCCAGGCACCAUGGACAGCGUGCGGUCUGGGCCUUUUGGGCAGCUUUUCCGGCCUGACAACUUCAUCUUUGGUAUGUUCAGGCAGACGCAUAUAUUUACACACAUACAAUGGAGCCAGCUGUAUACACUGUUUAGUACCCUAGUGUUCCUCCCUGGCUCCCCAGCAACGUAUUUUGAAGAUCUUUCCAUUUCACAAGUAUGGCUGCCUCAUUCCUGUUGAUGGCUGAUAGUAUCCUCUGCAGAGAUACCGCCGUGGAUUUAACCAGUCUUCAGUUGAUAGAAUUACCUCUUUAACAUGGAACAACCAGGUCAAAAUGUAUAUACAUCUUUAAAAUUGACCAGUAGCUACUUUGACUUGCCUAAAAACGUACCAGUGCAUCUGCUCAGCUGCACCGUUGGUGGGUGCCUGUUUCCCCGGCCCCUCCCUUUGGCUAACAGCACAUCAUGGAAUCACUUCACACCCUCCUUGUCGGUGACCAAGCAUGGUGAUGGCGCAGCCCUUUCCUGUUUAAACGGCACGGGACUCUCUUUGUUGCAGGCCAGACGGGUGCAGGGAACAACUGGGCGAAAGGGCACUACACGGAGGGCGCGGAGCUGGUGGACGCAGUGCUGGACGUGGUGCGGAAGGAGUGCGAGCACUGCGACUGCCUGCAGGGCUUCCAGCUCACGCACUCGCUGGGCGGCGGCACGGGCUCAGGCAUGGGCACGCUGCUCAUCAGCAAGAUCCGUGAGGAGUUCCCGGACCGCAUCAUGAACACCUUCAGCGUCAUGCCCUCGCCCAAGGUGUCGGACACGGUGGUGGAGCCCUACAAUGCCACACUGUCGGUGCACCAGCUGGUGGAGAAUACAGACGAGACCUACUGCAUCGACAACGAGGCGCUCUAUGACAUCUGCUUCCGCACUCUGAAGCUGACAACGCCCACCUACGGGGACCUCAACCACCUGGUGUCCGCCACCAUGAGUGGGGUCACCACCUCGCUGCGCUUCCCGGGCCAGCUCAAUGCUGACCUGCGCAAGCUGGCGGUGAACAUGGUGCCCUUCCCGCGCCUGCACUUCUUCAUGCCUGGCUUCGCGCCGCUCACCAGCCGCGGCAGCCAGCAGUACCGGGCCCUGACCGUGCCCGAGCUCACCCAGCAGAUGUUCGACGCCAGGAACAUGAUGGCCGCCUGCGAUCCGCGCCAUGGCCGCUACCUGACCGUGGCCACCGUGUUCCGCGGGCCCAUGUCCAUGAAGGAGGUGGACGAGCAGAUGCUGGCCAUCCAGAGUAAGAACAGCAGCUACUUCGUGGAGUGGAUUCCCAACAACGUGAAGGUGGCCGUGUGCGACAUCCCGCCCCGCGGCCUGAAGAUGGCCUCCACCUUCAUCGGCAACAGCACGGCCAUCCAGGAGCUGUUCAAGCGCAUCUCCGAGCAGUUCUCAGCCAUGUUCCGGCGCAAGGCCUUCCUGCACUGGUUCACGGGUGAGGGCAUGGAUGAAAUGGAGUUCACCGAGGCGGAGAGCAACAUGAACGACCUGGUAUCCGAGUACCAGCAGUACCAGGAUGCCACCGCCAAUGACGGGGAGGAAGCUUUUGAGGAUGAGGAAGAGGAGAUCGAUGGAUAGUCGGAAUAGAGCCGCCCCAACUCAGAUCCUACAACACGCAAGUUCCUUCUUGAACCCUGGUGCCUCCUACCCUAUGGCCCUGAAUGGUGCACUGGUUUAAUUGUGUUGGUGUCGGCCCCUCACAAAUGCAGCCAAGUCAUGUAAUUAGUCAUCUGGAACAAAGACUAAAAACAGCAGAGAAUUGCGGGUUCUACCCAGUCAGAAGAUCACACCAUGGAGACUUUCUACUAGAGGACUUGAAAGAGAACUGAGGGGCCACAAAAUAAACUUCACCUUCCAUUAAGUGUUCAAGCAUGUCUGCAAAUUAGGAGGGAGUUAGAAACAGUCUUUUUCAUCCUUUGUGAUGAAGCCUGAAAUUGUGCCGUGUUGCCUUAUAUGAAUAUGCAGUAUGGGACUUUGAAAUAAUGAUUCAUAAUAAAAUACUAAACGUGUGUCUUCA